AUGACUGCCGUGCUGCGGCUCGUGAUCGAGUUUGCGAGCUUUGGGCGUGCCAAUGGGGGCACAUUGCUCGCACGCAAGAAUCCGGGCUUGCCAGGGGAUGGGCAGACUCACGUCCAACUCUCCCAGUCGCGCAGCACAAGAGUAUGCAAGAACACACAGGGAGUUUCCACACAAGCCGGAAGCCGUUGGCAUGUGCUGAUGGUCCGAAAGGCACAGGCCGUGAUCCGGUUGAACCAGGAGUUGAGAACAGCGAGGUCACGCGCAGAGCUUGUAGCCACCAUCAAGGCAAAGGCCGAGGAGUUUGACAGCCGCCAUGUUGCAACUGCAAUCUACACGCUUGCCAUGCUGCCGCCCAGGCGAGGCAACACAGCAUGUCUUCGCCAUACAGCCGCCGCAGUCGAGUGUCUCGCUGAUCAGCUGGCCAAGGAGCUGGUCGUGCACGGCUUCGGGCAUCGCAGUCUGUCAAACGUCUGCUGGGCCGUCGCGAAGCUCAGUGGAGAGACUCCACUGUUGGAAGCCCAAACAGUCUCCUUGUCUUCAGCCGCCGCUGGGCUGACUUCGCAGAUGAAUUCCCAGGGCCUGUCGAAUACAUGCUGGGCCUUGGCAGUCCUGAGGCUGCCGUUGCAAGAAGGUGCCAGCUUCUGGCGGUCGGCCGCAGCGGCCAUGCUGUGCUUGGACACUGCAGAGCCCCAGCAUUUGGCAACCCUGCUGUGGGCAAUGGCAACCUCGCAAGUGGAGGACAGAUUUCCCAUGGUGGGCGACGCGGUGGAAGCGAUUGUGCGGCAGGCCUGCAGCAUGUACAAAGAAAUCUCGCCACAGAACUUGGCAAUAUGCGCCUGGAGCUUUGCAAGGCUGGCAGAGGCCCCGGAACCACUUCUGACACUGCUCUCCACGGCAGCACUAGAGCGUGGACUCGAAGGCUUUCAGCCGCAGGAAAUUUCCACAGCUGCGUGGGCUUUUGCACGCAUCGCCGAGGUUUCCGAGAAAGAAAGCUAUGAAGACUUCCGUCUGCGACUGGUGAGGGCAGGGUGCGCCAGGCUUCCGGAGUUCACCCAGCAGGGGCUGUCAAAUCUGGCCUUCGCGUUGUCCUCGUCCAUGCCUCCGCCCCGGCCGCGAGGCAAACAGCGACAGGAUGGCGGCCCGGAAUGA
Molecule: messenger RNA, 1149 nt
Organism: Symbiodinium sp. CCMP2592
Lineage: Eukaryota; Dinophyceae; Suessiales; Symbiodiniaceae
Source: the annotation of a GenBank genome assembly